Molecule: messenger RNA, 1062 nt
Organism: Blepharisma stoltei
Lineage: Eukaryota; Ciliophora; Heterotrichea; Heterotrichida; Blepharismidae
Source: the annotation of a GenBank genome assembly
AUGAACAAGUUUUACUUCGAAGAAAGUGAAAGACCAAGCAACAAGAAGAAGGUUUUACUCGGAGCUUUCGCAGUUCUCGCAAUUGUAGGUGUAGUUGCUACAGUCGCAGUUCUUUCUAGCAGCUCAUCCAACGAAUAUGCCCUUAGGCAAUAUGAGAUCGACGAGCAAGAAUUUUUCGGCUUCAUCGCCAAAUUCAACAAAGUUUACAAAGAUAUGGACGAAUUCCAAGCCAGAUUCAGAAUUUUCAGAGACAACGCUGCCUAUGCCAGAGUCCACAACACCUUAGGAAGAUCAUACCUUCUCGGCAUCACCCAAUUCGCUGACUUAACCCACGACGAGUUCUCAGCUCUUUACACCCCUAAUAAAUAUCAGCCAUCUGAAGAAACUGCUGAUUUCACCCCAGACCUCAGUGCUCUUCCUUCACAAGUUGACUGGAGAACCAAAGGUGCAGUGACUGCAAUUAAAAACCAAGGACAAUGUGGAUCAUGCUGGUCAUUUGCCACCACUGGAGCCGUUGAAGGUACUUGGUUCCUUGCAGGCCACACCUUAGUAUCACUUUCUGAACAAGAACUUAUGGACUGUUCAAGCAAGUACGGAAACCAAGGAUGCGAUGGAGGUCUCGCCACCAAUGCUUUCAAAUAUGUUGUAGUUAAUGGCUUAACCACUGAGGCUAACUAUCCUUAUGAAAUGAAAGUUGGAACCUGUAACGACUCAAAAGUCAAACAAGUCGCAGCCAAAAUUUCAAGCUACUCAAUUGUAGCUGCUAAUGAACCAAAUGCACUUAUGUCAGCUGUUGUUGGAAGACCUGUAGCUGUUGGAGUUCAAGCUAACCAAGCUGCUUGGCAACAUUAUGUUGGAGGAAUUGUGACCAGCGACUGUGGAACUAGCCUUGACCACGCUGUACUUGUGGUUGGAUACAAUAACGCUAACUCACCACCUUAUUGGAUUGUUAAAAACUCUUGGGGAGCAAGCUGGGGUGAGGACGGAUACAUUAGAAUUGGAAUCACCACUGGAUAUGGAAUUUGCGGAAUUAACAUGAACCCUUCAUUCCCUAACGCUUAA